AUGACUUUUGUCAGUUUCAUCUACUUGAUAUGUUGCAUAAUCUUUUGUGUACACUCAGCCAAAUUAACACACCGACUUCAGCAAAAGCUCAAUAGAGAAAUUUCGAAGUAUGGUGUAGAUGUAUCAUUUUUUCAAACACGUAUUGGGGAAGCUUAUCUUCGAACACAGGGUCUCGUCUGUAUUCCAAACUUCUCUGAAAUUCGAGAAACUGUUUAUCCGACCGACACAAGUUUAAAAUCUGAAUACAUAUUGUGGGUGCUUCAGCAUUAUGAAAAUCGGUUUCCUGUGGAUAUUUCCGUUGCCAAAUGUAGUCCUGGCUUCAGUCCAAUACAUAUUAACAAACCGGUGCUAUUGAAUAUUACAUCACAUCCCAUGAAAUUCUGCUUCCAGAAAAUUGCUGUCAGUUGUCACCGAACCGUCACAGCAAUGGAAAGAAUGGAUAAGAGAAGACUCACUGAGUAG
Messenger RNA from Lottia gigantea (owl limpet), 462 nucleotides. RefSeq lists its product as hypothetical. NCBI's taxonomy places the organism in Eukaryota, Metazoa, Mollusca, Gastropoda, Lottiidae. The transcript is spliced from 2 exons. The record is from RefSeq and is a predicted model, not a curated record. The coding region runs from base 1 to 462 and encodes 153 amino acids.